This is a messenger RNA of Dovyalis caffra, 1047 nucleotides long. Lineage: Eukaryota; Viridiplantae; Streptophyta; Magnoliopsida; Malpighiales; Salicaceae. The record is from the annotation of a GenBank genome assembly.
AUGGUUCCUCGGAGCCACAAAGAUCACCAAACCAGCUCAAGUCUUGCUGCUGUUUUCAGGAUUGCAACCACCAGACUUGAAAACCCUCGAUUUGAAGCUGGUUCAUGUGUUAGCACAAACGAAAAGGCUACAUUGUUGAGUCGAUCUUUUAAGGAGACUCCGAUUGAGACCACGGCAGUCCUUCAAGAAGUGGGUCCAGCAUUUGUGGGUACAACCGUUCAUGGUGCUAGGCCAGGCAAUUCGAUGGAGCAUCUGUCUGAAGCUCCUGGAGGUGAUCGGACUAAUGAUCAAACUGGCCAGCCAUCAACUGAUCAAUAUAAGCGAAAAAGGAAACGGGCAAAUGAUAAGAAAUACCGUGAUAAGAAGAAGCAAAGGACAGCAGAAACUGAGAUCGAGUUGGAAAUGCUUAAACCAAAAUUUGCUGAACUUGAGGCUGAGGUGCAGAAAAGCAAGGCUGAGUUGAAAAUAUAUCAGAGAGAGUUGGAAACGUCUAAAGCAAAAUGUGCUGAGUUGGAGAAAAGCAAUGUUGAAUUGAAAAUAUGGCGGGACCUAAAUGUGCAAAUGGCUGAAAAACAUACUGCUAUGAUAUCCAACAUACUUCCACAAAUUUUGCAACGGGAAGUACGUGAAAGAACUUCGGACAACACACCUGCAGGCAUUGGAGAGGCGGCACUGACUGCGUAUCACACACCAUUUUACCAGUCUGGGAUAGUUCCAAGGUUAGAUGGCUCGACCGUGAGAGAGUCAUUCGGGAUGCAUCAAUCUCGAGUCCUUCAAGCAUGGGAACAUUCGCAACCUUUGGACAACACUUCUGCCAUUAGAGAGGUGGCGCUGCCUGUUUACCACGCACCAGUUCACGAGUUUGGGAUACCUAUUAGGUCAGGUAGCUUGACCAUGACAGACUCACUUGGGAUCUGUCAAUCUGGAGCCCCUCAAAGAUGGGCACGUGGGAACAGCAGUGAGUUGUCUACCCCAACUCACGACCUAACUAUUGAUGACUACCUCGCGAAUGAUAAUGGAGAAAUACCAGGGUUGAAGCACCAGUGA